UCGUUGGGGACGUCGGGAAUUGCGUCAUGACGUAGCUGGCGGGAGUUGUGACGCUGCGUUUCCCUGUUUUCAACGCAGCGCGGGAGAUUUAGGAACAGAGCACCGAGUCUGCGGAGUCACCCGGGGAAGUUUGUGGCGGUUUGUUAAAAUGCCCUGUGAGAGGAAGCCGAUGCGCUACGGCCACUCGGAGGGACACACCGAGGUCUGCUUCGAUGACACCGGGAAGUUUGUUGUGACCGGCGGAAAUGAUGGAGAUGUUCGGAUAUGGGAGGGCCUGGACGAUGACGAUCCAAAGUUCAUCACCGUCGGAGAAAAGGUGUACUCCCUCGCGCUAAAGAACGGCAAGCUGGUGACGGCGAGCUCCAACAACACAGUGCAGAUCCACACGUUUCCUGACGGCGACCCAGAUGGCAUCCUGACCCGGUUCACUACCAACGCCACACACGUCACCUUUAACAGCAGUGGCUCGAGAGUGGCUGCCGGAUCCAGUGACUUCAUGGUGAAGGUGGUGGAGGUGUCAGACAGCAGCCAACAGAAAACACUCCGAGGCCAUGAAGCGCCUGUCCUCAGUGUCGCCUUUGACCCGGAAGAUGACUUCCUGGCGUCUGCCAGCUGUGAUGGCUCCGUCGUGGUGUGGAAUAUCGAAGAGCAGACGCAGGUGAUCAGCUGGCCUCUGCUGCAGAAGACCAAUGACGUCAGUAAUGCAAAGUCGCUGUGUCGCCUGGCCUGGCAGCCCGCGAUGGCGAAGUUUUUGGCAGUUCCUGUCGACACAAAGGUGCACCUGUACAAGCGAGGGUCCUGGGAUCAUGUGAGCACUCUGUCCGAUGACCUGCUGACACAGCCUGUCAACGUGGUGGCCUGGUCUCCAUGUGGGCAGUACCUGGCAGCUGGCAGCGUUGGGGGUUCACUGACCGUGUGGGACAUCAGCAGCAAGCUGUGUGUGGAAAGACAGAAACACGAGAAGGGCUUCACUGUGUGCUGUUUGGCCUGGCAUCCGUCGGGCAGUCAGAUCGCCUACACGGACACCGAGGGCCGCCUGGGCCUGCUGGACGGACUCAACACCUCCAACACCGCCGCCGCCGAGCAGCCGCCAACUAAAAAUCCAGCAAAAGAUUACGACGACCUGUUCGACGACGAUGACGACAGAGUGAUGGACGAAGGACUGAGUGACACCAACUCGCCGCUGAAGAGAGCUGUCGCCGGGGACGACGACGAUGACGACGAUUUCCUCAUGCCUGCAACGGGGCGGGUGAGGAACAGAGGGGCGAUCCUGGACGAUGAGAACUCUCUGGACACAGGAUCGCUGAGGCUCGGUCAGGGCAAAUUCGGGGACGAUGACGACACGGGCAGCGCCGUCGUGCCUGCAGCCGCUCCGUCGGGUCCUUUGCGUCCCGUCUAUGAGGGGCCCCUGCCGACGCCUCCUCAGAAGGCCUUUCAGCCAGGCUCCACCCCGGCACAUCUCACACACCGCUUCAUGAUGUGGAACUCCGUGGGAAUAGUGCGCAGCUACAAUGAUGAGCAGGACAACGCCAUCGAUGUGGAGUUUCACGACACGGCCGUGCACCACGCCAUGCACCUCACCAACUCGCUGGGUCACACCAUGGCUGAUCUUUCCCAGGAGGCCGUACUGCUGGCCUGCCCCAGCACGGACGAGCUCGCCAGUAAGCUUCAGUGCCUCCACUUCUCAUCAUGGGACACCAAUAAGGAGUGGAUGGUGGACCUGCCGAAGGGCGAGGACGUGAAGGCGCUGUGUCUGGGUCAGGGCUGGGCGGCGGUGGCCACCAGCUCACUGAUGCUCCGACUCUUCUCCAUCGGCGGAGUCCAGAGGGAGGUCUUCAGCUUACCGGGGCCCGCGGUGUGCCUGGUCGGACAUGGAGAGCAGCUGCUCGUCGUCUACCACCGCGCUACAGGAUUUGAUGGCGAUCAGGCUCUGGGUGUCCAGCUGCUGCAGCUGGGUCGACGGAAAAAGCAGCUCAUCAACGGCGAACCCCUCCCGCUGUCUCACAGAUCCCAUCUGUCCUGGCUGGGGUUCAGUGCCGAGGGUACGCCGUGCUGCGUGGAUUCGGAAGGCGUGGUCCGGAUGCUGAAUCGCUCCCUGGGCAACACGUGGACACCAGUGUGCAACACCAGAGAGACAUGCAAAAGUAAAUCGGAUCACUACUGGGUGGUCGGAGUGCACGAGAACCCUCAGCAGCUCAGGUGUAUCCCAUGUAAAGGCUCCAGGUACCCCCCCACCCUGCCCAGACCGGCUGUGGCCAUCCUGCCCUUCAAGCUGCCUCUGUGUCAGACCACCACAGAGAAAGGACAGAUGGAGGAGCAGUUCUGGCGUUCGGUCCUCUUCCACAACCACUACAGCUUCCUGUCGUCCAGCGGCUACGAGAUAGACGAGGAUGGGCAGAGUCGAUCCCAGAAGGAGCAGCAGGAGCUGCUCAUGAAGAUGUUUGCGCUGUCCUGUAAGCUGGACAGAGAGUUUCGCUGUGUGGAGCUGGCAGAGCUGAUGACUCACAACGUGGUGACUCUGGCCAUUCGAUACGCGUCCCGGUCCAGGCGCAUGGCCCUGGCCGAGCGGCUCAGCGAGUUGGCACUGGAGAAAGCCAAUCAGACGCAGGAAGAAGAGCCAGAGGAAGAGGAGUCACAACACACCAGACGGACCUCUGGAAUAAGGUAUGACCAGCGCGGGGUCACAGGAGAACAUUACAGCCAGGAGGGGGAGGAGGAGGAGCAGCAGCAAGGAGAGGAGCUCGGGGAGGAAGAGGAUGGACAGGAGAUGGAGACCGAAGAGGCAGCAGAAACCAGAAAGCGUGUGAAUCCAUUUGCUAAAGAAGCUGAUCCACGUGAGAAACCGUCUCUGAUCCCAACUGGUAAAUGUGGACGUGCAAACCCUUUCAAGGUGCUGGGCUCGGGGAAACCAUCGGCUUCGUCCGGUCAGCCUCGUGUGACUAACAUCCUGGACAGCAUGACGUCCAGCAGGAAGUCUGGUCCCCUCAGCGGACUUGCAGGGAAACCAAACAAAGGGCCCGUCCUGAAACCGCUAGUCCCCAGACCCAGGACAAAGACUCAGUCCACUCUGCUGCAGAUGACUGGCACAAAGGCAGCCAAUAAGAGGCCUCCGGAGAACACGGAGCCAGCGGGCGACGUCCCGCCUCCGCCUGCAGAAGACGCUGAAAAUAAGAGGCCCAAGACGGGCUUCCAGCUGUGGCUGGAGGAGAACAGGAAGAGCAUCACAGCUGACCACCCAGACCUGGAGGAGACGGACAUCAUCAAAGAGGCCAUGGGGCGCUUCAGGACGCUGUCAGCAGAGGAGCGCCUGUCAUGGACGGAAAAAGCAAAAGGCCCGACGGGAGACGCGGCAGAUCUGAAGAAGAGGAAACGAGCAGAAGGAGGAGGAGGAGGAGGAGGAGGAGCAGCGGCAAAUGAAAAUGGACAAACGGAAGAAGAUGAAAAUAGUGCCAAGAAGAAGAAGUCUUUGGAUCCUUGCUCCAAGCUUUCGACGUUUGCUUUCAACAAAAGCUAAAUGUUCGGUUUUUGUUCAGGUUUGUGGGCUGAAGCUGCUUGCUGCGUCGAUGAAACCUUCUCUGCUCUUUGAGGCACUUAAGCAGAACGUUUAAAGUUUGCUGUUUUUGUUUUGUUUUUUAAUGCCUUCAAAGUUUCAGCACUGAUGAGUGAGUGACAUUCAUCAGUCAUGGAGUAUCUUUGAUUUUGUUUUUACAUUUGUAACAUUUCUGAAAACCUGUUGUUGUAUUUUAACCUUUGAAUAAAUGUAAAUGUCCCUCA
Messenger RNA from Scatophagus argus, 3774 nucleotides. RefSeq names its product WD repeat and HMG-box DNA binding protein 1 (gene wdhd1). Gene Ontology annotation, cellular component: nuclear replication fork. The record is from RefSeq and is a predicted model, not a curated record. Gene Ontology annotation, molecular function: chromatin binding; protein binding. The coding region runs from base 149 to 3514 and encodes 1121 amino acids. Gene Ontology annotation, biological process: mitotic cell cycle; DNA-templated DNA replication; DNA repair. NCBI's taxonomy places the organism in Eukaryota, Metazoa, Chordata, Actinopteri, Scatophagidae. The transcript has 26 exons.